UCCCAUCUCGUACAUUACAUUACACAAUGCCUCACUCCAAGUUUAUAGCUGUGCUGCUGUACGUCCCCGACGGCGUCAGUCGGAUGAAUGUUGCAUCCAAAUGAAUGAAUGAGGCUCAAUUGAUCACACACGUUCCGUCCCUCACACCACUUUGCACCGUGCUGUCCAUUUAAGCGAGUGCAUCGUGAUCGAGCAGCUUAGCUAUCACUGUCUUUCAGUGGACGCUGGGAGCUGACAAUCGAUUGAUCAUCAUGGCAAGUUGCGCAGUUGGUGGCGCCAGUGGUGCAAGUGGAGUGAGAUCCAAGGCUCCGUGGCGCCGGAACUUGAAGUUUGCAAUGCUCCUCAUCACGAUUCUUCUCCUGCUCAUGAGCAUCGUUCAUGUUUUGGUGCAGCCGUCCGUCUACUUCCAUGAGAAGGUUGGAUCGCAUCACCUGCCGCAUCUGGCGGCGUAUGGUGGCGUCAAGGCGUUCAUAGUCUGCCCUCAAGAAACAAAACUACACUCUCAUGAACACGGUGGACGCUCCAGUGAAACCUUCAACACGCUGUCGGCGAGAUGCGCAGCACUUUCUCGGACUUUGCAAACUUCCAAAAACAUCAUUAACAAGAUUCUUCUCGUCAACACCGAGCACAUCGAUGUGGGCACGAAGUUUGCAGAUAUAGGCGACUCUCUCGAUAAGAUUGAAAUCUUGACAGCACUUCAAACUCAAUUCAAUGUCACACUAAGUGAAGACAUUGUACCCAAGAUAUCCACAGUCGGAGAAGUUGUUGCUCUUAUCGAACAGUUAAGGUAUAACAAGAUCUCCAGGGCCAACACCUAAUGCAUGUAUCGUACCUGGAAGCAGUUCCGAUUCGAUUUCCUUCAGUUGCCAAAUUUUGGAAUUGUUUGGGCUGUUCUACACAAACUGAAGUCCAAUAAUAUUUAAAGCCUUUUCAUAUGUUGGACAGAUCUUUAGCUUAGGAAGCUGUUCUCGUUCUAGGGACCUUUGUUUUCCUCGUUCAAUCUGUACAGAUUACCCGAUAACCUUUGAUUUGAUGUGAACUCGUCACAAAAAGGAAAUAUUUAAGUGAUUCAACCUCAAGUGAUUUAAGUGAUUUCUCAAGAUUCUCCAUUCUGAAAAUCCAUCCAUGCGUAUAACAGGAUGUGCUAGACGUCUGCUACC
Messenger RNA from Marchantia polymorpha subsp. ruderalis, 1160 nucleotides. The record is from the annotation of a GenBank genome assembly. NCBI's taxonomy places the organism in Eukaryota, Viridiplantae, Streptophyta, Marchantiopsida, Marchantiales, Marchantiaceae.